Molecule: messenger RNA, 734 nt
Organism: Oryzias latipes (Japanese medaka)
Lineage: Eukaryota; Metazoa; Chordata; Actinopteri; Beloniformes; Adrianichthyidae
Source: RefSeq, a predicted model, not a curated record
ACUCCUUCUUCUUGGUGUUUGUUGCUUUGUAGCAUCAGGUGAACAUCUGGGACCAUGAUUUCACCACGAUGGAUGAUCCUCGUCUGCUUUUCCCUAAACUCAGCUGAGAAUCAAGAUGAGGGAUGGACACCUUUCAAUGGACACCUUUAUUACUUUUCUGAGACCACUGCAGACUGGCAGACCAGUAGAGACGACUGUUUGUCAAAGGGAGCAGACCUGGUGGUCAUCAAUGAUAAUGAAGAAAACACUUUCGUCGUAGAUUUUCUACGCAAAGCCUGGAUAGGGCUGUACAAAGAAGGAGACACCUGGACAUGGGUAGAUGGAAGCAUCCUAACACCUGGUGACAGCUUUUGGCAUCCAGGACAACCUAACAAUGUUGGUAACCAGGAAGAUCGAGCAGAAAUAGGGAACCAUGACUAUGUCGACACCAUUGACAAUGUCGUCUUUUUUCACAACAAAUGGAAUGAUGCACCGGGGAGCACUAGUAACUACUGGAUCUGUGAAAAGGAAGCUGUUUAGUGGAAACACUGGAAACUUUCUGAUCAUUCAGUAACAUUAGCUUGAUGUUUGCUGAGGUUAAAACCUUGAUGCAGAUCAUCUGCUGUCCUUUCUGCUUCACUUUUAGACAUAUGAAAACAAAUUAAUCAGUGGGUAUAAUGGGGUUGAUUUAGGAAUUUAAUCUUUUACAAUUACUGUAUACUUUUCUGUGGAUCAAUAAAGCAUCGCAAAAUGAA